Messenger RNA from Zingiber officinale, 771 nucleotides. Its product is annotated as translation initiation factor IF-2-like. Bases 1 to 771 code for a protein of 256 amino acids. Lineage: Eukaryota; Viridiplantae; Streptophyta; Magnoliopsida; Zingiberales; Zingiberaceae. The transcript has a single exon. The record is from RefSeq and is a predicted model, not a curated record.
AUGGAGGAAAUUAGAAGAGCAAUGCACAAUAUUCCCCUUGCAUUAGCCCUUGCAGCUUUGAUCUUAGCAUCCUUCAUGGCCACUGAAGCUGAUGGAUAUCGACCUCUGCACGAUGCUCCUGAAGGUCCUGAUCCUAUCCAUAACGAAGAAAAGUUUAACUUUAAGCCUCUGCACGAUGCACCUGAAGGUCCUGAUCCUAUCCAUAAUGAUGCAUACUUUAAGCCUCUGCACGAUGUUCCUGAAGGUCCUAAUCCUAUCAACAACGGUGAGGGGUUUAACUUCGAGCCUCUGCAAGAUACUCCUGAAGCUCCUAAACCUUUCCAUAAUGAAGAAAGGUUUAACUUUAAGUCUCUCCACGAUGUUCCUGCAGGUCCUAAUCCUAUUAACAACGGAGAGGGGUUUAACUUCAAGCUUCUACAAGAUACUCCUGAAGCUCCUAAUCAUUUUCAUAACGAAGAAAGAUUUAACUUUAAGCCUCUCCACGAUGUUCCUGCAGGUCCUAAUCCUAUUAACAACGGAGAAGAGUUUAACUUUAAGCCUCUGCACGAUGUUCCUGCAGGUCCUAAUCCUAUUAACAACGGAGAGGGGUUUAACUUCAAGCCUCUACAAGAUACUCCUAAAGCUCCUAAUCAUUUCCAUAAUGAAGAAAGAUUUAACUUUAAGCCUCUCCAUGAUGUUCCUACAGGUCCUAAUCCUAUUAACAACGAAGAAGAAUUUAACUUUAAGCCUCUGCACGAUGUUCCUGAAGGUCCUAAUCCUAUCAACAACUAA